Messenger RNA from Amaranthus tricolor (Joseph's coat), 537 nucleotides. RefSeq names its product photosystem I reaction center subunit IV, chloroplastic-like. The coding region runs from base 1 to 393 and encodes 130 amino acids. Gene Ontology annotation, cellular component: photosystem I reaction center; photosystem I. The transcript has 3 exons. Lineage: Eukaryota; Viridiplantae; Streptophyta; Magnoliopsida; Caryophyllales; Amaranthaceae. The record is from RefSeq and is a predicted model, not a curated record. Gene Ontology annotation, biological process: photosynthesis.
AUGGCAAGUUUGGCAACACCAGUAGCUACCAGGAUUGGGUUUGCACCAGUCAUUCCCAACAAAAACUGGUCUUCUGCACCCAGAAGCAAUAGAUUGGUUGUUGUCCGAGCAUCCGAUGAGAAUGCUACCACACCGCCACCUGCACCGGCUGCUGAAACCCCUGCUGCAGCUGCUGCUGCGCCUGCUAAGCCCCCUCCAAUUGGACCCAAGAGAGGUUCUAAGGUAAGGAUCCUGAGGAAGGAAUCAUAUUGGUACAAGGGUGUUGGCUCGGUUGUUGCCGUUGAUCAGGACCCAAAAACAAGAUACCCAGUAGUCGUAAGAUUCAACAAGGUGAAUUACGCCAACGUAUCGACUAACAACUACGCAUUGGAUGAGAUUCAAGAAGUUGAAUGAGCAAACUCAAUAGGUCUAUGUGCCUUUGCUAUAAGUUUGUUGUGAUAGAUUAAUUAGGAGUUUUCUUCUAUAUAUGUCGUCUUUUCGAUGUACAUCAACUUCUUUUCACUAUCAAGUUUCUUCCAUGAAUACUUCUCAUCACCA